Messenger RNA from Macroventuria anomochaeta, 1133 nucleotides. Its product is annotated as Pkr1-domain-containing protein. Bases 255 to 899 code for a protein of 214 amino acids. Gene Ontology annotation, biological process: vacuolar proton-transporting V-type ATPase complex assembly. Lineage: Eukaryota; Fungi; Ascomycota; Dothideomycetes; Pleosporales; Didymellaceae. Gene Ontology annotation, cellular component: endoplasmic reticulum membrane. The transcript has a single exon. The record is from RefSeq and is a predicted model, not a curated record.
CACGCGAAAGCUUGCAGCUCUCCCUCCUUCACGCCGCUCGUCAGUCUACACUGGCGCUACGGCUUUGACGCCACCUACGCAGUCCCAGCCUUCGCUUUAGCUCCAUAAAAACGUCGCAAGAACAUACCACCACCUGCUCACCCCUAAGUACCAGGCAGCAGCGGGGUACUUCAGGCCAGAACCCUCGCAUAAGCUCCAAACAAGCUCCGGACACCACGUCACUCCACCGUCAACCUCUCAUACAUACCAACAACAUGGCCGGAACGUUCUUCGAAGACCUGUGGGAGUCCAUCUUCACUCCUGGCCCUACGCCGACCCUCCUCAUCGCAACCAACGCCUCCUUCGCCGCCCUCCAGCUCCUCUUCUUCGCGCUCUUCAUCGGCACAUACAGCAUCCAUUUCGUAGUCCUGUCUUUCCUCACCGGCGGCCUCUGGUAUGGAAUUAACUGGUUCGCAAAGGAGAUCCGGAUAGCGCAAAAGGCAGAAGAGGAGGCCAAGCGCAUUCGCGCCGAGAGACGCGGAAGCCAGAAGGACACAGCUGGCGACGGAGAGCAAGCGGACAUCGACACAGGGGAUGACACGGAAGUCGACGCUAAAGAGGAGGUGCAGAAGCAGAGCGAGGGGCUAGCGAAGAAGGAGAAGCGUGUGCCUAGACCAGAGACACAGAGCACGGUGUUUGUGGAGAGGCCGAGCGAGAGGGAGGAGACGCCGCCUGCUGUACCUGCGAGUACUUAUGGUGGUGGACCAGUUCGAGGUAGCACGACGGGCGCAUCUACUCAGCUGGCGCCGCUGGUGGAUGAUGCGCUGAAGAAGAGGAAGGGAGGGUUGGGCGAGAGCACUGGGGAUUUGAGUACGGACAGCGAGUGGGAUAAGCUCUCUGAGGACUCAGAGGAGCGAUGAGAUACCCGCGAUAGACCCUUCCUGUUGUUUGUACUACUCGACUGGUUACGAACUCCACGGUGUUAUCAAUGAGCGCCCAUACGCAACCCUGUAUGUAUCCCACGUGAACACGCGCUUCGUUCUUCUGCUAUGAUGGAACUUCCACAGUGAUCGAGACUACCUACCCAGACCAGCAGACAGCUUAGUCCAGGCAGCAUGUUAUCGUCAGCAUACUCACCUUACAUAUGUCCGUCU